This is a messenger RNA of Aspergillus viridinutans, 1812 nucleotides long. RefSeq names its product homeobox domain-containing protein. The transcript has 2 exons. The record is from RefSeq and is a predicted model, not a curated record. Gene Ontology annotation, biological process: regulation of DNA-templated transcription. NCBI's taxonomy places the organism in Eukaryota, Fungi, Ascomycota, Eurotiomycetes, Eurotiales, Aspergillaceae. Gene Ontology annotation, molecular function: DNA binding. The coding region runs from base 1 to 1812 and encodes 603 amino acids.
AUGGAUCAUUCAGAUUACCUGAAUUCCUUCUCCCACUUCUCCGCACAUCCUGCUCCUAAUCCAGUGGAGAAUGGCACAUGGUACAAUGCCGAUGACACGGUUGAUACCACUUUAUUCAGCAACAACCUUCAAAGUGAUUCAACGCUUGAUAUGAACCAGCUUAAUGACAUGUACUAUCUGUCAUCCGAGUUUGCAAAUGAUGAAUGGCUAAGCUGGUUCGACGCCAACGGCCCAGAGACGCCGGAACUGUUUCCUUCUCCUGCGAGGCAGGACCCUGGCGUAUUCCAAGCUGCUACUUCAACAGCGGCCGAGAAUAUACGGUCGGAAAUGCAAACUCAGACUCCAGCUAUUGCCUCGCAAAGUAUGUCAAACGUCACUCAGUGGCUAGAUGGUGCCUACUGCCCUCCACAGCCCUGCAGCUACUGCCGGAAACACCGGCUGCAGUGCCUCAUCAUCCGUACCACACCAGCGAAUCCGAAUCCAGUAACCUCUUGUUCUAGCUGUGUUGCUCUAUUUCGAGAGUGCAGCCUGGCCCGUGGAGAAAAGCGCCAACCAUCACGGUUCGAGACGCUCUCUCCCGUGAUGGGCCACCUGCAUGGUGUCACCGAACUCGAGGAAGACGAGGGAGACCAAGAGGCAUUGGUACCAGACAUCAACUGUGUAGACAAGCAGAAGGAGUCAAAACAGUUCGUCAGAAGAGGCGUCCGGAUAUUGAAGGAAUGGUUCCGCGACCACCAUGAUUUCCCAUAUCCCUCUGAAGAUGAGAAAGCGCGCUUGGUUCGCGAGACUGGGUUUUCCAGAAAGCGCAUGUCAACAUGGUUCGCCAAUGCACGCCGCCGCCAGAAAGAGAGGUUUGAAAUUCCUCCAGCUGCUCAAAUCUGCCGAUCUGGAUCUCCAAUGCCAUCGAGCAGGCUGACCCUCAUGACGCCGAUGGAGAGAUGGCAGAAUUCACCGCCAGAGGAUGAAGCAGUACCGGAAUCAGUCAUCAUGAAUGCCAUAUCCUCUUGUGAGGUAGCACCUCCCUCAGAACCCGAAGCCGCCAUGUUCGAUUCGUUCCUGAAUCUCGACGAGACAUCGUCGCAUCUCGGUUCUUCUGUCUCUGGCAUGGGAAGUAGGCACUCACAGAGCUCGACAAGCAUCUCAUCCGCAUGGAGCCACCACUCUGGAGACAGCUCACUGCCGUUCCCGCUUCAUCACCCACAUCCGCGGGCCCGGCGGAGGAGAACUCGGGUUAGAGGCUCAAUGAACGAAGGGCAAUACCAAUGUACUUUCUGCACGCAGUCCUUCAAAAAGAAGCAUGAUUGGCUCCGACAUGAGAAGAGCGUUCACCUCCAACUCGACGCAUGGAUCUGCACUCCGCGUGUCAACGAACUCCGGCCGGGCAACUUACCAUCGGAAUGUCCAUUCUGCGAUCAUAGCUCGCCAUCCAUCGAUCACUGGAAUGACCACGAGUUUGAGGUAUGCGCGCAGAAGCCUGUGGCAGAUCGUUCUUUCAGUCGGAAGGACUAUCUGUGGCAGCAUUUGCGCAAGUUCCAUGGAUGUACCAAGCUGCCCAUUGAGAACUUGGAUCAGUGGCGUAGUGCAGGAAGUGACGUCCGCAGUCGCUGUGGAUUUUGCAAUGCGUCAUUGUCCACCUGGACAUCGCGAGGGGAUCAUCUCGCCGAUCAUUUCAAGCAAGGGUGGCGCAUGCAUCAGUGGGUUGGUGGCUGGGGCUUAGAUCCGUAUGCGUUGGGUGCCUUGCAGAACGCUAUUUUGCCUUCUGAGCGGACAAGGGAAGCUACGGCGGAGGAUUUGACUCUGUCCGCUGGCUAA